UACGAUCCAAACCUUUUCUGCGUAUGUAACCUACUGUACCAAACCCGCACCCACUCAAAUCCCACGAGUCCGCAUCGCAUCUCCCCACACGAAGAAUGGCCAUGCCAACGGGCCCUCUCUCGAGCAACUGGGAACUCCUCCGCAAGCGCCUCGACGCCGCCGCACCUCCGAAACGCAAACCCGCCGUCGUCGCCGCAGUCGAAAAGGAAGAGCCUGCAAAAAAGAAACUCAAGCGCCGGAGAGCGGAUGACGGCGCGGACACCUCCGUAGCGAAAAAGUCGAGAGCGCACAAAGACGCCGCUGCACCGCGGAAACGCACGGUCAGCAUGUCCGCAUCCACCGCGGCGGACGAGAAGACGCCGGCUUCCGGUAUAUCGGCGUCGCUGGCGCUGUGGGCCGAGAACAACGACAUUCCAGCCGAGGACCUGGCACGCGCGUAUGGAUUCCCGCUGAACACGACCAAGGUUGCGACGGCGGCGCCGGUCGAUGGCGCGACGCUCGAGCCCGAGGAGGGAGGUGCCGCGAGUAAGACCGAGAGCGGACGGUAUGUCGCCAUGGAUUGUGAGAUGGUCGGUGUGGGCGAGGGAGAGCAUGAGAGCUCUGCGCUGGCGAGAGUCUCGAUCGUCAAUUUCCAUGGGCAUUGUGUGCUCGAUUGCUUUGUCAAGCCGAAGGAGAAGGUGACGGAUUGGAGGACGUGGGUCAGUGGUGUUUCGCCGAAGGAUAUGGUUAAUGCUAUAACGUUCGAGGAGGCGCAGAAUAAGGUGGCGGAUAUACUCGAUAGCCGGAUACUCGUUGGUCAUGCCAUCAAAAACGAUUUGGAGUGUUUACUCAUUGGACACCCGAAACGGGAUAUCCGCGAUACCAGUCGACACCCGGAGUUUCGCAAGUAUAGUAAGGGACGGACGCCCGGACUGAAGAAGCUUGCCAAGGAGAUUCUGGGGAUCGAGAUUCAGGGGGGGUCGCAUUCCAGUAUUGAGGAUGCGAGAGCAUGUAUGCUUCUGUACCGUCGGUUCAAGGAGGACUUUGAAAGGGAGCACCAGAUUCACUUCCCGAAUCAACCGAAGAAGUCAGGCGGCGGGAAGAAGAAGAAAAAGAAGAGCAAGAAAUGAGUGGCGGUAGUGGUGGAGCAUUCUGUAUAUACCAUUUGAAGGCGCUCACCGGCCAACGUGAGGAAUAAUCAAGAACCGCCAUAGCUGAUGGACG
Messenger RNA from Tricharina praecox, 1203 nucleotides. RefSeq names its product ribonuclease H-like domain-containing protein. Gene Ontology annotation, biological process: ribosomal large subunit assembly; rRNA processing. The coding region runs from base 96 to 1109 and encodes 337 amino acids. The transcript has 4 exons. Gene Ontology annotation, cellular component: nucleus. The record is from RefSeq and is a predicted model, not a curated record. NCBI's taxonomy places the organism in Eukaryota, Fungi, Ascomycota, Pezizomycetes, Pezizales, Pyronemataceae. Gene Ontology annotation, molecular function: nucleic acid binding; 3'-5' exonuclease activity.